AUCUGCUUUCCUAGAACCCUACCAUGGGCCUGAAUCCGGGUGGCACAGCUCAAGUCUGCCCCCUCCCUUUGGAAACUGAGGACAGCAAUGCCCCUGAGGGAGUCGUGCCUUCCUGGGUCCCAAGCAACUCCCAAGGGCAGGUGGAAUUCCCAAGGGAAAGCCAGCCAGUGGUAAGGAAAUGACAGGGAGCGCUGGCAACCGCCUCUUUGGAGCCCCUGGAGAUGAGCUUCAGGGAGAGGAGGACCAAUGAGUACUCCCACGGUGGCCGGCGUGGCAGGCUCAGGGUGACGGCGGCGGAGGAAGGCACUGGGAAGCUGAGCUUGCAAGAGCGGGGAUGGGCUCCGGAGCGUGGCUGUGGGAGCGACCUCUGCCUCCCGCUGCCCCGGGAUCCCCCUUGCACGGUAAAGAGGGAGCAAGGGCCGGCGAAGAGUGUUCGGGGACGCAGGGACAGGCUCUCGAGGGGCAGGAACCCCGCCCCCCCCCCGGAGCUCACCCACCCGCCAUGGCCCUCGCCCGGGCCAAAGAGUGGUGCAGCUCGUUACCCAAAGCCGGGUAAGAAGCUGAGGCCCGGGGGCUGCGGAGAGGGCCGGGGACAGUUGGAGCAGGGACAGGCGGCCGUCUCGAGGGAUGCAGACUGGGAAGAAGCCAGGGAGAGUUUAGGUGGGAGGACUCCCGAGCAAAGCGGUUUGCUGGCGCCUCGGGCCGUGGAGCACGCAGCAGCUGGGGAGAGGGGGAGCCCAAGGCCAGCAAGCGAGCGAGCGGGAGACCGACCGCCUCGCCUCGGGUUGCCCCAAGCCCCCGCCCUGCAGCUGGUCACGCCUCUCUCUCCCCCGCCCCCAGCUACAUUCACCGAAGUCCCCAAAGAUGUGACGGUACGGGAGGGAGACGACAUCGAAAUGCCCUGCGCGUUCCGGGCCAGUGGAGCCACCUCGUAUUCGUUGGAGAUUCAGUGGUGGUAUCUCAAGGAUCAAGGUAACCCGCCGCCCACGCGGCGCCGGCGCUCACCCGGCUCAGGCCCGGGGGCGGAGAGGGUAACAAAUAAGGAUGCAACUAAAAUCAGCACGGUGCGCGUCCAGGGCAAUGACAUCUCGCACCGGCUUCGGCUGUCGGCCGUGCGCCUGCAGGACGAGGGCGUGUACGAGUGCCGCGUGUCGGACUACAGCGACGACGACACGCAGGAGCACAAGGCCCAGGCGCUGCUGCGCGUGCUCUCGCGCUUCGCGCCGCCCAACAUGCAGGCUGCUGAGACAUCCGCCACCACCGUGGUAGCUGCAGCCGCGGCUUCGUCAGCGUCGCCGCCAGCCCGGCAGGCGGUGCUUCUACGCCAGAGACACGGCUCAGGCAGGAGUGAUGGAACGCACUGUCCUGAUGGGCAGUGCUCAGAGUGCUGCCACCUGCUGCCAGCCACGGAGGCAGGCCUUGGCUGUCCUGCUGAAUGGAGGAGGCAGUCUCCUGUCGCUGUCUUAUCCCACCCCACUGGCUGACUCUUCACCCCACGAACAGUUCGGAGCCACUGUCUGUCUUGCUUGUAAGCUCGGUGCUCUCUUGCUCUUUUAUUCCCCUGUGGGAGCUGCCUCUAUCUCAGGCUGUUGCCCGGAUCUGGAGGCCUCGUCCCUCUCAGCCCAGCACAGGGACCCUCGGGACUUUCCUCCAGGCCUGGGGGAAGUGAGACAGCUGGAACCUGUAGAGAGCCUCCCCAAACAGCCCUAAGCUCGCCCACCUGGCCUGGAUCAUUUUACCCCCUUUAUUAAUUUCAGAUGACACUAGCUACUGUUACAAACCCCAAAAUGUCGCUGGCUUGACAGAUUUCAAAUGUAUUUUUUUUCUCGUUCACAUCAAGUCUGGAAUAGGGUGUGGUAGCUUCGUUCCAUGCAGGU
Messenger RNA from Fukomys damarensis (Damara mole-rat), 1877 nucleotides. RefSeq names its product V-set and transmembrane domain containing 2B (gene Vstm2b). The transcript has 8 exons. The coding region runs from base 222 to 1484 and encodes 420 amino acids. The record is from RefSeq and is a predicted model, not a curated record. NCBI's taxonomy places the organism in Eukaryota, Metazoa, Chordata, Mammalia, Rodentia, Bathyergidae.